AUGAAGGUAAUUGAGAAGAAAAUGUGGUACAUCGGGGAAUGCAUGUUCCUGGUUGCCCAAUGGGACGCUUCAGGUGGCACUAACCUAGAUAUUGAUGCCAUUCCUAUUUGGGCCCAUCUCAAGGGCAUGCCUUUUGACCUGAUGCACCAUAAAGGAAUAAGCUUAGUGGCUAGUCUUGUUGGAGAACCAAAGGAAAUGGAUGAAUUUACUCGAAAUAUGGUUAGUUUAUCUGAGGCUCAUGUCAAAGUGGAACAAAACCUUAAUACUCCACUUCCUUCUUCUGCAGAAGUGGUCCGUGAAAGUGGAGAAGUCCUCACUGUAGCGGUGGAGUACCCAUGGAUUCUUCCAAUAUGCUCUCACUGCAAGGAGAUAGGUCAUGUUAUCAGAUAUUGUCCUGGUCUAACCCUUUCUUGGUUCCAAGCAAAAAUGUCAUCAGUAGAAUCUAAGCAGAAAGGCAAAUAG
This is a messenger RNA of Eutrema salsugineum, 462 nucleotides long. RefSeq lists its product as uncharacterized. NCBI's taxonomy places the organism in Eukaryota, Viridiplantae, Streptophyta, Magnoliopsida, Brassicales, Brassicaceae. Bases 1 to 462 code for a protein of 153 amino acids. The transcript has a single exon. The record is from RefSeq and is a predicted model, not a curated record.